Ustilaginoidea virens is the source of this 2856-nucleotide messenger RNA. RefSeq lists its product as uncharacterized. The record is from RefSeq and is a predicted model, not a curated record. NCBI's taxonomy places the organism in Eukaryota, Fungi, Ascomycota, Sordariomycetes, Hypocreales, Clavicipitaceae. Bases 1 to 2856 code for a protein of 951 amino acids. Gene Ontology annotation, biological process: positive regulation of DNA-templated transcription. Gene Ontology annotation, cellular component: mediator complex. The transcript has 8 exons. Gene Ontology annotation, molecular function: protein binding.
AUGACGGCCGAAAAGAUGCCUUUGAUUUUGGACAAUGCAUUGCCGGUGGACCUCAACAACGUCGAUGAACUUUUCGGAGAUGAUGUUCCUUUGCAACUUCCCGUUAGGUCCCGGGGCCAACCGCUGCAACAACGGCUGGACGAUGUCAGAAAUCGGGGGUGCUGCCAGGCCGUAGCCUGGUCAAGAUCUGGCACCAUCGCUUCGCUGACUCCUGAUCGGCAGAACCUUGAGCUCCGGUUUUUGAGAAGCCAUCCUGACAGCGGAGCAUGGGGUCUCAGUGAACCCACCACUUGCGACCUCGUCAAAGGCACUUCCACCGUUCCCCUUGUGCACUUGGAAUGGAGCACGACAAACAGUCCAGAGCUGGCCGUUGUGGAUGCCGCUGGCAGAGUCGCCAUCGUGAGCUUUGCCAUCUCGCUGAAUCAUCCCUUCAUCACUAGGAAGUGGGAUGCUGAUUCCAUUGAUGAUUGCCAUGGAAUCGUAGGCUGCUUCUGGCUUCCCACAGCACCACCAAACCCGCAGAAACCCUUUCACCUCAUGUACGGCCCUGCCAACAAGCAAGGCCACAGUUAUCAUUAUGAGAGCUCCCUCGUAUAUACCCUCGGUCCGUGUCAUCCACACUCUGCCAAAAGUGCCUUAUUUUGUGUCACAAUGGCGGGCACGCUGAAGAUGUACUGGUCGCAAAACAACAACAGGAUGGAAGAGACCGCGAUGGAGCUUGAGAGCGUCAACGCUUCCGACGAGCUGGUUACACAUGCUGCCUUCUCAUCUGACAAGAAAUACCUGCUUGCUGCCAUUGCAACAUCUUCCAGCCAACUGCGACUCCUGAGAAUCGAGAUUCAGUGGGCGGGUCCUGGGUCAUCGUCGGAAAAGAACGCAUUGCCUCAAAAUGCCCGAUUAAGCCCAGCAAUUGUUGAGACACAUGUCGCUUCAGCUAACUGGCUCUACGGCGGACCCAACGACAUCAAUGUGGAUGCUUCCAUCUCCAAACUAUCCUUCAUCAAGGUCUUGCCUGCCAUCGCGGACAAUGCCGGACCCAGCACAGCUACCCCUCUGAUAUUAACGCUGAGAUCGAGAAGCGAGAGCGAGACUUAUCAAGAAGCUCAAACUAUUUUGGAUCGAUGGGAAGUUGUCGAAUCCAAGCAGAGCCUUGACCCCGCAUUCGAGCAACUCGGCAACCGGAGAAGCAUCUCGUCAGAGCCCCCAAAUAUCACGAAACUGAAGAAGCUGGAACCUAUCGUCGUCAACAAGACUGUCAUUGGUGUCGAAGUUAUUCACUUCGGUAAAACAGUAAUCUUGGCAAUGUCUGACGGCUCGAUUGAGUAUCGUGAUAGAGACACAUUUGAAGAGAUUUGCGGGAAUCACGACGUCGCUAGAAUAAUGACCAUGCGGCAGGCUGGAUGGUCAUUUUCCGACGAGGGACCUUGCCUGCAAGCCGCGUUAUCGCCCACUUGCUGUUCGAUGAUACAAGUUGGGGACGACGGAAAGGUCAAGUGGAACCAGCUCCAGUAUUCUCUGGGCGAUUUGGGAAGCUCUAUUCAAGACGAGAACUACUCGGCUACAAUCGCGUCCAUCACCAUCACUGCUGCAUCAACAAUAUGGUAUCAGAGCAACUAUGACGACCUCCUCGCAGUUGUUCAGCCAAUGGCGACCAAGAAGAGAUUCGUUCUAGAUUGGGUCAGCGAACUCGUUCGCAUACUCAAGAUUCAAGUCGACUACUCGGAUGAGAUGCACCACGACGCACUUAUGAGAAACUCAUCAUUGCAGUCCUGUCUCAGUAUAAUGGCUAGUUUGGGCUUCAGGGGCGAAACUCGGCCGAGAUCUUUCCAGAGCAAGUUUGCAAGGCUGAAUUUGAACCUCCGAAAUGUCGUGAUACUCAUCACUCUUGCAAGCAACACGCCGAUCAACAUUCGAGAAAAGAUGAGCCCACUCGAUGAACAUGAGGUUGUGGAUGCUUUGGCAGGCUGCGCAAAGUGGUCGGUGGAGCUCCUGUCUUGGCUGGUCGAUUGUCUGUUUGAGCUCAUGAACGAUGAAGAGUUCACGCAACGCGUGGUUCCGCAGCGAUUUUCCGAGCUGAAUGGGUAUCUUCAGGAGAGAAACGAUGUAUCGUUACACUUGCUGCUCGCGUCUUCGAGCCGCAGUUUCUUAUCGGCAGUAUGUCGCAGGGUGGCGCUGCUUGAAGCCAUCAGCAACAAAGCGAUGGAGUUCUACAAAGAGCAAGCAUCGGGGGAUUCGCCCGCAGGUGGCAAGGCCAUCAACCCGCAGCUCCAGCAGGCAUACCAAAGGAUGCAAAGAGUUACAUCAACAAGCGUCAUCAAGGUCGCCGAGAUGGAGAAGCUGUUGAACGUACUCGGCCAGGACAUCAGACAAGCUUACGCAACUUACCUACCGCAAAUGGUCAAGAGCCAGGCGAAGGCGCCGCAGGGGAAGCACCUGGAUGUUGCCCUUAAGACGACGCAGAUCCAGUUUGAGGUGGCCAUGCUGCUCUGCAGCUCCCUGCCGCCCUUUUUUCUUCCGGUCGUCAAGAAGCUGUUUGCCAAAGACGUUCCGGCUUUGCGCAAAGUUGCCGAUCCGGCAAAGCUUUUCUUUGCGGAUUUUGAACUGCUGGGCGUACAAGAGGAUAAGAGGAGCCUGGCGGCCAGGAGAGCCAAGGGCGUCUAUGUAGACAUGUUCAAGAAGGUGGAGCUACGAAGCGGAUCUGGAGGCGCCAGAUGGAGAAGAUGCGCACGGUGUGCUUCAGUCAUGGAAGACGUGUUUGGAAGCCGUCCGGGCUACACGUUUGUUCUCGGUCAGCAACGCAAGUGCUCGUGCGGUGGCUACUGGGCCCUGCUACCCAAGGGGAAGCUGGUUCUGUGA